Messenger RNA from Labeo rohita (rohu), 4568 nucleotides. It is a transcript of the gene ppox, whose product is annotated as protoporphyrinogen oxidase. Lineage: Eukaryota; Metazoa; Chordata; Actinopteri; Cypriniformes; Cyprinidae. Gene Ontology annotation, cellular component: mitochondrial inner membrane. Gene Ontology annotation, biological process: heme biosynthetic process. The record is from RefSeq and is a predicted model, not a curated record. Gene Ontology annotation, molecular function: protoporphyrinogen oxidase activity, oxygen as acceptor.
CAAUCCUUCGCUUGUCGCUUCAGUCUUCACUACUACACAAGACUCUUGUGUAACUAAAGAACAGAACUAACAGAAACUAUCCAAAUUACACAAUUAUAUGCAGACUUUGGUCAGUCUUGUUGCAGGUGUGGAAGUGUUCGGAGCUGAAUGCAGAAGGUCGUAGCAGUGCUUGGUGGGGGGAUUGGGGGUUUGUCGGCCUGUCAUCAUCUGAGCAAGAGUCCUAAUGUUUCCAAGAUCGUGCUGCUGGAGAGAUCUGGGAGAUGCGGGGGUUGGUUGAGCUCCAUACGGAGGGAUGACGGGGCCGUGUUUGAACAGGGACCACGAGGGGUGCGACCUGCAGGUGCCGUCGGCCAGAACACUUUGAAUAUGGUCUCUGAGUUGGGUCUUGAGUCUGAAGUCCUGCCUGUUCCAAAGGAUCAUGUGGCAUCUAAGAACCGCUUCCUGUAUGUGAAGGGACAGCUGCACAAGAUGCCAUCAGGACUUGGUGGAGUUGUCCGCACUAUCCCUCCUUUCUCUAAACCUAUAAUUCUGAGUGUUCUGAAGGAGAUACGGAUCAGGAAAGGCACAGAGGAGGAUGAAUCUGUGCAUGCGUUUGUGUCCAGGCGACUGGGGUCUGAGUUGGCAGAUAUAGCCAUAGACAGCCUGUGUAGAGGAGUUUUUGCUGGAGACUGCAGACAGUUGAGUGUGCGUUCCUGCUUUCCACCUCUUUAUGAAGCAGAGCGCUCUUGGGGCUCCAUCGUGCUGGGCAUGCUGAUGGGUUCAGGAGGUGGUCCUAAAGUAGCCCCUUCUGACUUGGCAAAGAGAGCAUCGAAAGAGUCUUGGACUCAAUGGUCUCUUAAAAGAGGCAUGCAGGCAUUCCCAGAAGCCUUGGAGGACACGCUGAAGAGACGAGAACGAGUGGAGCUUCAUCAUCAUGCCAAAGUGAAGAGUCUAAACAUGAACAGCGGAGGCUGGGAGAUCAAACUAGAUGAUGGAAUCUCUUUGAAAGCUGAUCAUGUGAUUUCUACACUACCUGCAUCAGAAUUAGCCUCUGUGCUGCCCCCUGCUGCUCAACCCCUGUCUGAUCAGUUGCGAUCCAUCGCUACAAUAACUGUUGCUGUGGUGAAUUUGGAAUAUGAAGGCUUCAUCCUUCCUGCUACUGGCUUUGGACAUUUGGUGCCUUCCUCAGAAGAUCCAGGUUUGUUAGGAGUGGUGUACGACUCUGUUCCCUUUCCACAACACAAUCGGAGUGGAGGAACGACUACUAGACUGACGGUGAUGAUGGGGGGAGCGUGGUUUGAGCAGACGUUUGGUCAUCCUGAUUCAGUGACGAAGCAGACGCUGUUGGAUCGAGCAACCAAGGCUGUGACCUUUCACCUGGGCCUAAACUCUCAACCUGCAUGGAGCUGCGUUGCUGUACUGAAGAACUGCAUUCCGCAGUAUCAUUUAGGACACUGGAAACGACUUGAAAAGAUGAGGCAAUACAUCAGCAACCACAAUCUGCCCCUUACACUGGCGGGAGCUUCCUACGAUGGUGUCUCUGUCAAUGAUGUUAUAUUUAGUGGGCGGACUGCAGCUGAGGGUCUCACUGGGAAAACAUGACUUACACUAACUUCAUUUUGUCUGCUUUUAUUGAACAUUUAAGGUUUUGUGAUAUGCAUUUUCUGAUCCCUGGGAAAUAUCUGAAAAAUACACUAGCAUGGAAAUGGAAAUCAAGAGUACACUAUCAGUCAAAAGUGUUUGAACAGUAAGAUAACAUUUUAAAAUGUAAUUUAUUCCUGUGAUCAAAGCUACAUUUUUUCAGGAUCAUUACUCCAGUGUUUAAUGUCACAUGAUCCUUCAGAAAUCAUUAUAAUAUGCUUAUUUGCUGUUCAAGAAACAUUUUUAUUAUUAUUGUUGUCAAUAUCAAUAUUUAAAACAGCUGAGUAUAUUUUUUCAGGAUUCUUUGAUGAAUAGAAACAUUCAAAGAUCAGCAUUUAUCUGAAAUAAAAAGCUUUUGUAACAAAAAAAUGAUAGAAAUUAAUACUUUUAUUUUGCAGGGAUGCUUUAAAUUGGUCAAAAGUGAUGAUAAGGACAUUUACAAUUUUACAAAAGAUUUCUAUUUCAGAUAAAUGCUGUUCUUCUAAACUAAGAAACCUGAAAAAUCCUACUCAAAUCAGCUGUUUUCAACAUAAUAAUACUAAUACUAAAUGUUUUUGAGUUGCAAAUCAGAAUAUUAGAAAGAUUUCUGAAGGGUCAUGUGACUUAAGUAAUGAUGCUAAAAUAUCAGCGUUAAAAUCACAUGAAUAAAUUACACCCUAAAAUAUAUUCAAACAGAAAUCAGUUAUUUUAAAUAGUAAAAAUAUUUCAAAAUUUUACUGUUUUUGCUGUACUUUGGAUCAAAUAAAUCUAGACUUGAUGAGCAGAAGAGACUUCUUUUAAAAAACAUUAAAAAGCAUUUGACUCGUUGUGUACAUCCAAUUGUUUGGUAAUGCAGUAUAUUUGAUAAAUCAUCAUUAAUAUAAUUUGAUUUAUCAUAUGUUUUGUUUUCCAGUAAAAUCCAAGUAUCUAAAAAUAGAUGCACUAACUUGAGAAGUAAAACUGUGAAAGGUAAUAAGACUGAAAGUAUCUUGAAGUAAGUGUUUUGAACUCCAUAGGCUUGACACUUUCUUAAACAUCCCUAAAUUGUAAUAUUUCUUUUUUUAUUUCAGUAAAAAUGAAUCCCCAAAUAAUUAACUUUACUAGUAUUAUCAAUCAGUUGCAGCCAAAUGAUUGUAGAACUUGACUGUGCCCAUGUGGCGUGUGAAUUAAAUCUAUUUUUUAUGUUUGUCUGUGGUGAAAUUGAACUUGGAUGAGGAAUAUAAAUAUAUUUUCAUCACUCAGUUUCAUCAGAGUUUGGCUUCUUGGGCUGGGAAAUUGUCAAUUGCUACUGGUAUCUUACCCAGAACUUCUGUUUGCCUGAAUCACUCUUGCAUUAGGAAAGGUUACUCUGACCUUCAUUCACAUCAACUCAGCACCUAUCAAAAAAUGGCCAGGGGAAGACUCAGAUUUUUGAAAUAGUAUAUUUUCACCCGCUUCCUCCAUUUCUCUGAAAGAAGAUGGUAGUUUUCAGGUAUUUUGACCAGGCUGAAAUGAAGCUCCAUUGGAUCAGGCUGCACUGAAAAACAUUUUUACACCAUUACACUGAAGUGGCUUCAAUGGCAAAUUUACAACUCAUAUUUUGCAUUUGAGCCAAGCAGCAGAUUGGAAAUGUUUGUGACCAUCUGCAUUGCCAUUGACUUUCAAAGGGCAAAAAAUUCAAAGUAUACUAUUACUCAGAGAACCAGACCUUUAAUGGGUGCUUGAGAGCCAUUUGUUUCACACACAGAUGCUUCGCAAAGCAUUUCUCUUAAUGUGUCACGCAGCUUCAAUUUGCAAUAAUGUUUUAUCACAGAAAUGCACAGGUGUGCCUUUUUGCCUUUUACAUGCGGUACUUGUGAGACAUAAGUGAAUGCAAUUUUAUAUUGCAUUGUUACGUUAUCCACACUGUUUUCAGCUUUAGGUGCUUAUAGUGAAUGUGAAUUUGUGUGUAGUAUAUAACUCAACAAUGAUUCCAAGAAAAACCUCUCAUAUUUCCGACAACCGCUUAAUGAAUCAUAAUGUAUUUUUAUGUGAUUAUCUCUUUGAGUGUGAUAAAUAAAUAAGAUGUGAUUUGUUGCAUGUAAUGUGGUUAAAUACUUUAAUAACUUCUAUCCAUUAAUAAACAGACAGUAAAUUCAACUAACAAUGCCAGCGCAGUUUAAAACAAAGAAGCCUGCAGCUAAACAGGAGUUUACAUUAAUAAAACAGAACAAAAAUGAAUUAUUUAAUGUGCAAAUUACACAAGCCCACCCCCUGAAACCAUUAUCUGACAAAUGGCAAGUUCACCUUGAAAAAUUAUUGUUUGCAAUGACAUGCUUCUGUUGUUUCCACCUCUGGGUCUGUUGACAGCUCAGUUGGAAAGUUAUUUGACAGAAGGCACACCGUCAAACACAGAGAAAGAAAGCUCUGCCUGCCAGCAACCUUGAAAUGUAUUGUUCCUCGUUGGUUUCGUAAUUUGCACAUUUUAAGUGAUUUCCUGUCCUGUCUAGCUCACAUCGCCGCAAUUUUGAACGUCAAUACUUGUUGAGAAGAGGUGUGCUAUUACUUUUCGAUCGGAUUUACAAUAAAUGGUGCAAAAAAAUUCCAUACAUUUACAUUGUAGAAACCGAGCCAUUUUUAGAACCAGAAUACCACGUAUUUGUGCCGAAAACAAUCAGUACGCCUUAGCAACACCCUGGCAAUGAGCUUUGCAUGGCCAAACACAGCUGGGUUUCAGGAAAUCUAAAAAUUUGUUUCAUGUUUCUUGGGGUAAAAGUUUACACUUCUUUUGUAAUAGUUAAUAGAGUCCCUCAGCUGUCCUCAGUGUGAAAAGAUGGAUCUCAAAAUCAUAAAGUCAUUGUUGGAAAGGGUUCAAAUACACAAAAAUGCUGAACAAACAAAUAAUUGUUGGGACCCCAAGGAUUUUUCUAAAGAACAAUGGGCAGUUUAACUGUUUAGGACAAACACGGGAUUCAUGAACAACUAUCAAUAAACAAACAAAAAAAAAAAAA